This is a messenger RNA of Aspergillus melleus, 2403 nucleotides long. RefSeq lists its product as uncharacterized. The coding region runs from base 322 to 2403 and encodes 693 amino acids. The transcript is spliced from 2 exons. The record is from RefSeq and is a predicted model, not a curated record. NCBI's taxonomy places the organism in Eukaryota, Fungi, Ascomycota, Eurotiomycetes, Eurotiales, Aspergillaceae.
AUCAUCAAUACCCACCUGUCAUCACUCCGGUAUUGACCAAACGCAAUGUCACACAUGAAGAGAUACGACAUUCCAACUCUACUGGGGAUGUGUCACAAUGGCAGUAUCCCCUUGGAGAGGUUUAGUGGUCCAGCGCUGGAGAGUGCGUGUCUCCCCACUUUCAACGCGUAGAGUCAACAUCAACUUACUGACUUUACUUCAUCUGGCCCAGACAAUCUGGUCCGCCUGCAAGCUCGAAGCACAAACCCCCUCUCGGAACAGCCUGUCAAUCAACCCAGGACUGUACCUGACUCUCCAUGCCCAGGGGCGGCCAUUUCGGGCAUGCAGCCCUUGCCUCAUCCUCCUCCCCAUACUCCGCUCCAGUCUUUUCGACCGAUCUUGAGCCAGGGCAGUGACGGGUUCCAGCAAUUUGUAAAAGCUCAUACCUCCCCGAAGCAUCAGCGUGUUACUGCUGGUGGCCGCAUUGUGCCGAUGGAGCCACAGCUUGCUGCUCCAGACUUUGGCUUGCCACGAGCGGAUGAAACUGAGGGUAGAAAGGAUGAACCGACUAGCACUGAAAACACCCCCACACAGGCAAUGCACACGAACCUUGCCGCUGGUGGUAAAUUGAAAACACCAUAUGUGACCCCGGUGGAUUUGCCAGACAUUUAUCAGCAGCCGAAUGCUACUAAUGACCAGAGUCAACCCCAGCCCCCAGGAUACGACUCGGGAUACGCCCCGGUGUUCCCACCAGUGGCCCCGAUUCCGGGUAUGUUCCUGCAACCUCGAAUGCCUGUUGAAUAUAAGAAUCAGCAGUACGCCCCCCGAGCGGAGUAUCUAUCUCAGCCAUAUUAUCAAGCAGUGCUCCCAGAACCUCACAUGCAUGGGGUCGACACUCCUAUUUGGUACCCUAAUGCGAAUCCCGUGAUGAACGCACAAGGUCCUGCGACUCCUUUGCCUGCAGUCAUCCAGCCUUACAACCCUGCUACAGCAGUCCCAGGCUAUAUAGCUGGUUAUCAUCAUCAGACUGCCAUGGCGCCUUCAACCCUCGGCCAGUACCCCCAAUAUCCAGCACUUUUCGAUACGCGCUAUGUGAACUCGGCAUCCCAGUUAAAUCCAGAUACACCGAAGACAGCCCAACCCAUCACUCUGAGCCAAACUCCCGUACUUACCGGGCCUUCCAUCGCCGAGAUGCCCAGUCGCAAAUCUUUCGAGGAAGCCAGGAAGCGACAUGAUCUCCUUUCCGGGCAACUAUCUCGUCUGGACAGAUACACUGCUCUGCAUUCGUGGGAGAUUGACCCUGAAUCGAAGCAAUUAUUUGUGCAGCAGCGCAUGUCUUUGGUGAAAGAAUUAGACACGCUCCGCCUGUACAGGGAGCAGCUGGAUGCCAUUUAUGGCUCAAAUAUGGGCGUUUCAAGCGUCAAAAGAGAAGCCGUUCCUGUUUACCAAACCCGACCUAAGUCAAGUAGACUGGACAAAUCAGCAAGCAAUCGUGCUCCUGGGCCCCUCCCCUUGUCUUCAUCUAGUUCACUGUCUGCUGGUCCAGGUUGGACCAACCCUGGUCCUCUCAUUGUGCCCCCAAUUCAUCAAGCGCAUGAGUCUCUUGAACAGCCGUUCUUGAAUCAGGGCAUGAAGACCGUGAAAAAUUUGGCUGACACUGUCGGGCCGAGGAGUAUGCUGUCCGGAUGUGAGUCACUGACAGAGUCUAAUCUUCUCUACAACGAGCACAUUCGCCAGGCUGAUUUUGCUCCUGUCAAACGGGCCCUGCGUGCGCAAACAACCAAAGCAGCCUUCCCUGAAGGCCCCGGACGUGGAGCGGUACAGCCGGACGGAACUUCGAGGCUUCAAAAGCUUUAUAAUAAGAUCGAAGCGGCUAGCACUCGGCAUGAACCAGUUAGCGGGCUACUCCGAGAAUUAUCUGUCGUGACUGCUGGACUCAUCAACGACGGCAGCAAGAGAGAUGAUGGGGCAACGCCACGGAUCUUUGGAAGACGCGCUCCAUUGACCCCAUUGACCAUCGACCGCACCAGCGCAGGGUUCUCGGCCAAAAAUGUCCCGGAUUAUGUUCCUGAAAAUUCCCGUGGCAUGCAGCACAUUAGGAGAUUCUGGGAAUCAGAACCGUCUCCCGAGAUUCCUAGCAAGAAGCUCAGGGAUGUUUCUCCUUCUCCUGAGACGGAUGAUGAAAGCCAUAGCAGAGGCCCCUCGUCGCACGUAUCCACAACGGAUUCAUGGACUACAGUCCAUAAAAGCGAGCAAGUUUACCUAACCAUAAAAUACUUGAUAUUUCCAGAACAUACACUGACGACCGCAGUCAACGUGACUUCGGCAGGGAUUCACUCAGCAACGAGCACCACGGAAGACGCCUUGAUUCGAUCUGGAAAAGUCGGCCUGGGGAUCGCCUCCAUAAUUUCGAAACGCGACUGA